Messenger RNA from Helianthus annuus (common sunflower), 1586 nucleotides. Its product is annotated as cytochrome P450 71A2. NCBI's taxonomy places the organism in Eukaryota, Viridiplantae, Streptophyta, Magnoliopsida, Asterales, Asteraceae. Gene Ontology annotation, molecular function: iron ion binding; monooxygenase activity; heme binding. Bases 25 to 1488 code for a protein of 487 amino acids. The transcript has 2 exons. The record is from RefSeq and is a predicted model, not a curated record.
AAACUUAGCAAAACCUUCCAUAAAAUGUCUUUCAACCUACAGGUUUUUAUCCUCUAUUCUUUUCCCUUACUCGUUGCCUUAUUUAUUUUGAAAUCGUAUUUCUAUUCCUUAAAACCCCACAAAAACCUACCACCAUCUCCACCAAAGUUACCGCUAAUAGGAAACCUUCACCAAUUACGCUCGGGUGCGCACCGUAUCCUUCAGUCCAUGGCUCAGACCUAUGGUCCACUCAUGUUGCUUCACUUUAGUACUGUGCCGGUAAUUGUAGCCUCUUCUGUUGAUGCAGCUAGAGAGAUCAUGAAAACCCAUGAUAUCAUAUUUUCAAACAGACCAUUUUUAAACAUCCCUGAUAGAAUUACUUAUGGCUCGAAAGAUAUAGCUUUUGCCCAAUAUGGGGAGUAUUGGAGAGAGGUGAAAAGCAUUUCCGUACUUCAUCUUUUAAGCAACAAAAGAGUUCAGUCAUAUCAACAAGUAAGAGAGGAUGAGGUGGCUCAUAUGAUCAGAAAGAUUCAAGGAGUCAAUGAAGCGGUAGUUAAUUUGAGUGAGUUCCUUGUUUUACUUACAAAUAAUGUGAUUUGCAGGGUGGCUUUGGGGAGGACAUAUAAGGUUAAGAACAUGCUAGACAAGAUUAAGAAGUUGUCAGGACGUUCUAUUGGGAGUUUUAUUCCAUCACUAGUGUGGGUGGAUAGAUUUAGAGGAUUGCAUCGAGAAGCUGAUGAACUUGCUAAAGAAAUUGAUGAGUUUUAUGAGGACGUCAUCGAGGAACAUGUAAACAAGAAAGAGUUUGGUGUAGAAGGCCAAGAUCUUAUUGACAUUUUAUUAGAAAUUCAAAAGGAUAACUCUACAGGAUUUCGCCUUGAAAGAUAUAUGAUUAAGGCUAUUAUGGUGGACAUACUUGGGGCUGGCACUGAUACCACAUCCACCACCUUAGAGUGGGCAAUUUGCGAGCUAUUACGAAACCCAAGUGCAAUGAAAGAAUUGCAACAAGAGGCGCGUAAAAUAGGACAAGGAAGAUCAAUGAUCCCGGAAGAUGACAUAGACAAAAUGCCCUACCUAAAAGCCGUCCUUAAAGAAGCUUUACGACUACAUGCUCCUAUUCCACUACUCGUUCCCCGUGAAUCAACAAAAGAUGCCAAAGUGCUCGGCUAUGACAUCCCGUCAGGUACACAAGUGUUGAUUAAUGCAUGGGCGAUAGCAAGAGAUCCUUCGAUAUGGGAAGAACCUGAAGAGUUUAAGCCAGAGAGGUUCUUGAACAACUCUAUUGAUUAUAAAGGUUUUCAUUUCGAGUUGAUACCAUUUGGUGCUGGACGACGAGGGUGUCCUGGUGUUAGAUUUGCAAUGACUAUUAAUGAGCUUGCUUUGGCAAAUCUAGUGUACAAAUUUGAGUUUGCAUUGCCUGGUGAAGAGAGUUUGGACAUGACAGAGAGUGAUGGCGUCACCAUUCACAAGAAAUUUCCUAUACUCGUCAUACCAACUCCUUGUGAGUAAUUCGAUGUUGUAUGGGUUUGUUAAGAAGAAACCUGCUGUUGUUUUCUAUUGAUAUAUUAUGUAAUAAAUUGUUAUACUUUAUGAUUGAUAUAUAUAAA